Phanerochaete carnosa HHB-10118-sp is the source of this 504-nucleotide messenger RNA. RefSeq lists its product as uncharacterized. NCBI's taxonomy places the organism in Eukaryota, Fungi, Basidiomycota, Agaricomycetes, Polyporales, Phanerochaetaceae. The transcript has 3 exons. The annotation marks the transcript as partial. The record is from RefSeq and is a predicted model, not a curated record.
AUGUAUAACGGGAUAGGUCUCACAACUCCUCGUGGAAGUGGCACUAAUGGCUAUGUCGUCCGCAAUCUGUCCGUGUUGCGCUCCUACCAGACUCCCGCAGAGCGUGCAGCUGCUUGGGAUGCUGCACCUCCGAAGCACCGUGAACCAGAUGCAGAGAUUCUCGAACAUGAGCGGAAACGCAAGGUGGAGGUAAAAUGUCUUGAGCUCCAGCUUGAACUUGAAGACAAAGGACUCGAUGAAGAAAAGAUUCAGGAAGAAGUUGAUGCUCUGCGCCAGAAGCUGCUUGCGAAUCUUAGCAGCAUGGAACCCGAUAUCAGGAGCUUGAAACCGUCAGAUCGCCACGGUAUCGCUGCCGCAAAAAAGGAGGAGCUCAGUAAAAUGGCUCGUGCACUUGGUACGCGGAGUGACUACGCAGAAGGAGAGGCAUUUGAUAGGGAGAAGCAGGAAGAGCUGAAGAUGCGUCGGAUGGCUGAACGCGAAGAGCGAGGGAAGCAAAAGGAAGAA